AUGACUGUUAGCACCUCUUAUAUGCGGUUCAGGAGUUUGCAAUGGAGUGACGAGUUUGACGGCAAGGAACUGGAUGUUAGCAAAUGGGAUGUCGAUAAUGAGUGGCGUAAAGGGGUCUGUAGGGGUGAUUACGUGGGCGAAAAAAGCUGCAACACAAAUCGCACGGAAAACCUACAGCUCCGGGACGGAUGUCUGGCCAUCAUCGCCGCCCGGGAACGGGAGGUCCGACUCCACAAACAGUACACCUCAGCCAAGAUCAUCAGCAAACAGAGCUGGACUUAUGGCCGGUUCGAGAUCAGGGCUGCCCUACCGGCCGGCAAAAUGUUGAGGUCAGCCCUAACUAUGAUCCCCUUCCGACCCGAGUACUGGGCCAUCGGUGGCGCCAUAUAUGUGAUGACCAACGGACAGACACCGGCGCUGGGGGUUGGCGUCCAUUUUGGAGACCCGCCGGAGUUUCGGCCACAGGGCUACGAAUACCAGUCCCACACACGGCUCCAAGACUUUCAUACUUAUGCCAUAGAGUGGACCGAAUCGGCCAUCAAUUGGUUCUUUGAUGACAUCAAUCACUACUCGCUUAGUAUUAACGGAAUGUUAGCCCCGAUAUACGCUAAAAAGGGACAGCCCUUCGACCGACCCUUCAAACUGGAGAUACAUCUGGGAGUAGGAGGGUAUCUGUUCCCUGGUCAGCACCUGUAUGCUAACGAUUCAGAGCACUGGGAGUGCCCGGCACUUCUAGUGGACUACGUUAGGGUCUAUAAAAGGGUUUACGACUAUCAACAGCCAUUCCCGACUGCUGGUGCUGUCAGUAGUUAUGGUAUAUGUGCGGCUAUUUUGGGCCACAAUAUAUCGGCAAUGGACAGGCAUUCAAACCGGAGUUCCUACCAGUAUAUUCCGGUCACAGAAUUAAUUAUUUUAUUAUCACUGGUGGUAGUGCUGUCGGGGCUCAUCCUAUCGGUGCUCAUAUGUGUUUGCGUUAAGAAUCGGAAAGACCUACAAAAUCAUACGUCUGACCAGAAUUGUUGUAAUAAUAAUGAGCCCCAGUUUUACAGCGACUUAUACGCCAAAGGGGAUGACAUUUAUUAUCAAUAA
Molecule: messenger RNA, 1089 nt
Organism: Oppiella nova
Lineage: Eukaryota; Metazoa; Arthropoda; Arachnida; Sarcoptiformes; Oppiidae
Source: the annotation of a GenBank genome assembly